This is a messenger RNA of Hippocampus comes (tiger tail seahorse), 1222 nucleotides long. RefSeq lists its product as uncharacterized. The record is from RefSeq and is a predicted model, not a curated record. The transcript has 11 exons. Lineage: Eukaryota; Metazoa; Chordata; Actinopteri; Syngnathiformes; Syngnathidae. The coding region runs from base 347 to 1072 and encodes 241 amino acids.
CUCCCGUUCCUCUUAGUUUGGAGCUCGCGCCCUGCCGGGGUUUCGCCCGUUUGGGACUGAAGCCAAUUUGUCAAGUCCACCCCGCCCCUCUCCCUCGCCUGCUUUUUGGGGGUCCGCCGCCACCUGGCAACGUGACAGAAAGGAGCCGACUCGGCGGAAAGUUGAGACGUGAUGAUUUGAAUACGUGCCGGCCCUAAUCGGCUUAGACGCUUCCUCCAUAAAUCCGGGCCGGCGCUCACGCUCGUCAUCCCUUCACGUCGGCGACGCGCGCGGACGCUGCGGUUCCGGCUCCGGAGGCCACGCGGUAGGACGGCCGCUCCAUCCAUCGGGAAAAAAAGUCUUCAAGAUGCUGAGCUGGCUGCUCCAAAUGGUUCCGCGCCCUCCCGAGACCCACCGACCCCGUGAAGCCGACGGCGCUGAGCCGCAACCUCUGACGGAGUCUGAGGCGGGCACCCGGGACGAGUCCAAACAGGAGGCGGCGGAGGCGGAGGCGGCGUUGUCGUCAGAGAGCAGGAAGGGCGCGAGCGAAGGUCCGGGCCCAGCCUUUCCCGCGGCCGUGGGCGAAGAGGAGGAGGAGGCCGCCGCAGAGGACGCCACGGCGCCAGCCAAACGCGAGGAGGCGGAGUCGGCGCAUCAGUGGGCCGCGGACGACCAGCCCCCACCGCUGAGCCAAACGCGAGGAGGCGGAGUCGGCGCAUCAGUGGGCCGCGGACGACCAGCCCCCACCGCUGAGCCACCGCUCAAGGAAUCCUUUUUCUUUCUGCAGGAAGCGGACGUCGGGGAGACCACCCGAAAGGAAAGCCGGCCGCGACGUUUGGAGCCGGCGCCAAAAGACGCCGACGGGAUGGCACGGGGCGACGAGGCCGAGGUCCGGCGCGGGACUCCGCCGAUGGAGAAGAUGGAGAAGGAUGCCGGCGAGGCGCUCCUGGCUCACGUGGAGGAAAGGCUGCGGCGACGGCGUCCAGAGGCCGCCCGCGCGGCGGAGGACGCGGCCGAGAAGGCGGCGCGGGAAGCCGUUCGGCGGCUGCUACCGGAACGUUGCGCCUCUUUCGAGCCCGCCGCCCAGCCGUGAGUGGCCUCUCGUCCGCUUCGAAGCCGGCGGAAGCGUAACCCGCUUUGUCUCGGACGCCCGACAGACUUCCCGACAUCCUGGAGGACGACGGCGACGACCGGCCCGAGUAAGUCCGCUGCCUGUCCCGAUCCAUCCCCGCCCGCCAAAUAU